AUGAAAUCGCAUUAUGAUAAACAGUCUGAUGUUGAUACUAUAAACGUGGUUUUAUUUGAUUUCGUGUUGAGCGUUUGUACACAUUUUGAUGUUAUGGAUAUUUUUGAAAUUAUUCUAGGUAGUUACGAAUCAUUCGUUAUUGGUUUAAAAUUUCGCUUCAAAAGCCAAGUAAUUUGACAAUAUUAUAAUAAUUAUUAUGUAGGAAAAUAUUUUAUAUAGGGAUUAUUGUAAAUUAUUUAUUAUUGUUUAAAUUAUGGGAUUAGCAAUCAAAAGAACGGGAACUAGUACAAUCGUUUAAUGACCAUGUGCAUCAGGCUAGUAUCCGCUCAGUGGCUUGUUCAUCCAAGUACAUGGUAUCAAGCAGCACCGAUGAAACCAUUGAAGUAUACAAUAUGAUUAGGCGGUGUCAUGUUCAUACCAUACUACAGCACAGUGGCACAGUGACUUCUUUGUCAUUUACACCAGACGAAUCCCAUUUGAUCAGCACUAGUGAUGACGGUUCUAUAGCAAUAUUUGAGACUGGUUCAUGGAAGUUAAAGAAACUAUGGGAUAAAGCCCAUAAAGGAUCAGGUAGGUCGUUAAAUAAAUGUAAUUUAAAAUUAAAAAACAAUAUAAAUUAUUGAAUUGCACUGUAAAAGUUACAAUUACUGUAAUUUGAAUUUGAACAAAAAAAUGUUCUUGCAGUUAUUUAAUAAAUAAACGUUUUAAUUUUUACAUAGCUGUUUCAUACCUAGCUGUACAUCCUAGUGGAAAAUUAGCAUUAUCUGUUGGAAAAGAUAAAACUAUGAAAACAUGGAAUUUAGUAAAAGGAAGACCUGCAUACACUACAAACCAUUCAAGGUAAGUGUACUACUUAUGUGUAAACAUAUUUAUGUAUAGUUUUUUAAUUAACUGUUAAUUGAUUUACUUUCCUGUUUAUUAGUAUGAGUUCAUAUUACUUCUUUGAUAAAAUUAUUUGGUCUCCAGAUGGACAACAUUAUGCAUUACCGUUAAACACAAAAUUGAUGAUUUAUAAUGUAGAAUCUGCAGGUAUUGCUGUAACUAUUGAAAAUAAUCAAAAAAUACAUGGAAUUUCAUUCUUAACAGUAAUAAAAAUUAUAAUUAUGUAAUUAAAAUAUUGUGUUAUCUCUACAAUUUAUUAUUGCAGGAACAUUUGGUAUGUUUUGGUUCUGAAAAUGGUUCACUAAAUUGUUAUGAUAUUAUUAAAAAAGAAAGUGUAUGGGAAAUGAAAAUUGGAGAAACUAGAGUGAAAUGUUUGACAAAAGUAAAUAAAUGGCUCGUAACAGCAUUAAGUGACGGUAAUGUUACAGUAUGGGAACUUAAUGGUAUCCAAAAACCUAGCAAAAGUUGUUCUAUAUUUUUGGAUUGCAGAGUUACUUGCAUGACAUAUAACAAUAAUUUCAGGUAAUAUUUUUGUUUUGAACGACGGUAUUCUGCUAUAGUUUCCCAUGUAUCAUAUACAUAUACAGUGAAACCUCCCUUAACGGACACCUCUAAAUAGCGGACGUUUUUUCGGGGACGGAUUAUUGAAUUUAUUUAUUUGUUAAAAAACAUGUUUUCCUCCAAAUAGCGGACAAAAUUUCGGCAACCGAGAGUGUCCGCUAUUCAGAGGUUUCACUGUAUAUGCCAAUAACAAUAUGACUGGUCAAGUAAUUUCAUAAAGGUUUUUUAAUGUCCUUGUCAGUACUAUAAAAAGUUUGAGUAUUGAACUUUUUAUCAUGUGAAUAUACAAUUAUUUAUCUUAAAUAUCUUAAGUAUUAUUCUGUUUGCAUAUUCCAUGGUAACACAGUCAAAAUCUAUCUUGACACUGUUUAUAUAAAAUAACUAAUUUAAAUUCAUUUUAAAUCAUUAAACUGAAUAGUACUUUAAAUAAUAGUCUGCUUACAACUUCCUUAUAAUUAAUAAUGCUUUUUUAACAGUUAAAAACUUAUUUGUUAAAUUUCAAUUUUUAUAGUAAAUCAGAAAAUGUUAAAAGUGAAUCAGAAGAAGAAGCUGAUAUUAAAAGUGACAUUAUUGUGGGCGCUAGUGUACCUAAGCUGAAACAAAAAGUUAAAAGAAAAUUGUCUACAAAUAAUGAUCAAAAUAAAAAAUUGAAAUCUAGUUCUAAGAGAAAAAGUGUGUUAAAUAAUUGGAAUGUCAGUGAUGAUAUUUAAUUAAAAUAUAAUUUUGAAUAAAUGUAAUAAAUUUUUUAAAUAAA
This is a messenger RNA of Cinara cedri, 2197 nucleotides long. Lineage: Eukaryota; Metazoa; Arthropoda; Insecta; Hemiptera; Aphididae. The record is from the annotation of a GenBank genome assembly.